Sycon ciliatum is the source of this 2387-nucleotide messenger RNA. RefSeq names its product aromatic-L-amino-acid decarboxylase-like. NCBI's taxonomy places the organism in Eukaryota, Metazoa, Porifera, Calcarea, Leucosolenida, Sycettidae. Gene Ontology annotation, molecular function: pyridoxal phosphate binding; carboxy-lyase activity. Gene Ontology annotation, cellular component: cytoplasm. The record is from RefSeq and is a predicted model, not a curated record. Gene Ontology annotation, biological process: carboxylic acid metabolic process.
AGCGCGGUGUGUCUAUUUGUGUCGCAAGAUGCGUAGAUUCACAUAGUCGAUUGGAGUAAAACUGUGAGUCAAGCAGAAUGCAGGUUACUUUCUCGAGGAUCUGGAUCAAUAAACUAUGAACCCGAGCUCCUCCUCACGCAAUCCUUCACUUCAGCCUUCACUGAGUCAGUGCGAGAGCUAAAGACGAAUGGAAGUUAGUUGUCCUACCAUAACGCACACAGACAAUAGACUAGGUGGCUGCCUCGGCUUGAAUGUGAACUCGGAAAGAAGGUGUGGAGCAAACCUAACUUACAUCCCAAACGCAGUAUUCUUCAGUGAUGGAUGAAUUGAAUUUGUCUGCAGACACGUUUCAGCAGCUACUGGAAAGGACCACCAAAUGGCUAACGAGUGGCAUCAGAGAUUUGGACACGGGACCAACGACGUAUGUGGACUGCACGCAUGACUGCCCAGAGGGCUACGAGGCGGCGAGACAUUUAGCUCGAAGGUUGAAGGAGGACUCAGCGCCAGAGAAGGGUUUGCAGCUGGAUGAUGUGUUGGACGUGGCAUGCAAUGUAGCUCCUCACGGCGGUCUCAACCAUGCCAGUGGUGGUUUCUGUGCGUUUAUCACCGGUGGUGGUCUGUUACAUACAGCUGUGGCUGAUCUACUCAGUGCAGUUAUGAAUAGAUACACUGGUCUGUUCCUGGGCUCACCGGGUCUGGUGCAACUGGAGAGCAAUGUCAUCUCGUGGAUGGCACAAAUCGUUGGCUAUGACCCACAGAGAGCUUUCGGCUGCCUCACGUCGGGUGGCUCUAUGGCCAACUUCAUCGGCAUGUUGGUAGCACGACGUCACCAUCUGUCCGAGAAUGACCUCACGCAAGGGGUUGUCAUGGUAACCAGCGAAACACAUAGCUGCAUUCAGAAGGGGCUGAUGAUGGCUGGGAUGCCUCAGGCAUGCCUAUGCAAGGUGGAAUGUGACUCAGCAUGGAGAAUGGACCCACAGGAUCUCGAGCGUAAAAUAGAAAUGCAGCAGCAGGCCGGACGCAAACCGUUCCUCGUUGUGGCUACCUCAGGAACUACUAAUGCAGGCACUGUGGACGACAUGCGACGGCUGUCCAAAGUAUGCCAACGCCACAACAUAUGGCUUCACAGUGAUGGUGUCUAUGGUGCAGCAUUCAACCUGACCAAGCGUGGGCAAACUGUACUGGAUGGCCUGGAGGAGGCUGACUCCAUUGCCAUUGAUCUGCACAAGUCAUUCUUUCUGCCUCACGGCACGGGUAUGCUACUAACCAAGGAGAGGCGUCACUUACGACAAGCGUUCACCGUUGAUGAGAAUUCACCCUACUACCCAGACUUCGACGCCAGUGAUGUCAACUUCUAUGAGAUGUCGCCAGAACUGACGCGCAGCUUCCGUGGCAUGCGCAUCUGGUUGCCACUGAAGUUGUGCGGCCUGGAGAAGUGGAGAGCAGCACUGGACGAUCGACUGGACUGGACUGAUUAUUUCACUCGAGGCCUUCGUGGAAUGGCUGAUGCUGGCGUGCAGGUGACCACCGAGCCCAGUCUCACGCUUCUCACUUUCCGCUACGUUCCCGUGGCCACCUGUACCACUAACACAAGCAGCCCUUCCAACAAGAGAAAGAGAAGUCUGAGAGAUAACCAGACUGCGGACAGCGGACACGACUCCAUGGAGCUAGACAGCCACAGGCUACGCCACCUGAACAUAUCCCUGCUGAAAUUCAUCAAUCGUCGUGGUAACCUGUUCCUCUCACCAACAACGCUGCCAGAUGGAAAGUUUGUUAUUCGCAUUUGUAUUCUGCAUCUGCGGCUAACAAAGUCACGCUUACAAGCCGGCUUGGCAGAUGUGUCUGAUGGGGUGCGGGAGAUUGCUGCAAACCUCCACGAGCAUGUUCCACCAAGCAAUGAUGAGCCAUCAUUCAAACGAGCCAGAACGAGCCAGACAAAUGACAUGUCACCACCGCUCAGUCCUCAGCCGCUAAGCGCGCAUACUCCUAUUGACAUUGUCUAGAGGAAUUUGCACGACCGUCGAAUUGGCGUGCCAUAAGUCUGACUGCUGAGAACAUACUGAAUUUUAGUAAUGUUAGAUUGAUGUCUAUACACCAAACACCACCAAACACCAGUAGGAACGACAACAACAGUUCCUGUACACUACGGGAACGUAUGUCGGCCCCUGAGCUCUUAUAGAUCACACACUUGACUCUUGAGACACACAAUGGCUGUAAGCUAGUUUCAGUAACGUCCCUAGAGGUCACACCAUGCAGUUGAAGUAAGUACCGCAUUUCACAGUCUGUUAGGUAGACCUUGAGGCGUUUUUUGAUGUCAUCCAAUUCUUUAUACUUGUAUAUCGAUAAGCUUCAUUUCAUACGCAUCAGACAUGUCUUACGAACCGUUA